This is a messenger RNA of Trichoderma aggressivum f. europaeum, 2937 nucleotides long. RefSeq lists its product as uncharacterized. Gene Ontology annotation, biological process: chromatin remodeling; regulation of DNA-templated transcription. Bases 1 to 2937 code for a protein of 978 amino acids. Lineage: Eukaryota; Fungi; Ascomycota; Sordariomycetes; Hypocreales; Hypocreaceae. Gene Ontology annotation, cellular component: nucleus; chromatin. The record is from RefSeq and is a predicted model, not a curated record. The transcript is spliced from 3 exons.
AUGGCAGCCAUGGCGUCGCCAACUACGGACAAACCGUCCCUGUCCGACAAGGACAAUGCGGCCGAUUUGAACGGCCACACGCCGCCUGUCUCAGAUUCUGCCAAGAUCGCCCCGACCGAACCCGAUUCUGAAAACAAGACUUCGUCGGACAAGCCUGAUGAUGCGCUUGUCAAUGGCAAGCCGUCGCCGGCCGCAGAGGCAGCUACCCCCAAUGGCGUGACCGCCGUUAACGGAGCUGACGAGAAGCCCGAGGAAAAGGAUGCUCAACGCGAUGCCACACCCGCAGAAGCCAAGACUGAAACCGCACAAGAUAAGCCGGCGGACAGCUCCAAGGAGGACAAAGAGGACAAGGAAGACAAGGAGAACAAGGAAGACAAGGAGAUCAAUGAGAACAAGGAGAACAAGGAAGACAAGUCUGACGGGGAGGAGAAGAAGCCUUCUGAAGAAGCAGUAGCACAAAAAGAAACAGAGGCUGAGCCGGCGGCGCAGGAAAAGUCCGACGUGCAGAUGACAGAUGCUGCCAACGCAGCUGAUGAGGAACCUGCCGCCGCGCCUGCGCCUGCGCCUGCCAAAGAUUCUGCACCUGAAGAGUCUACUGGGAAGAAGGCUUCUGACGAGUCCAAACCUUCCACCGCCAACAACGCCGACGCCGAUGCUGAUGCCGAUGCUGACGCCGAGGCCGACACUGUCAUGACUGAGGACAAGCCCGCUGUCAAGGCGGAAGAGCCCGCGAAGCCCAAGGCUGAGGAGACAUCGGAGGUGCCGCCUUCAUCCGAGGUAGACCUUGGGUCCUCAAGCAUUUCCCAGCUGGCCAUCGAGGGUACCUCACCUGCCAACACAUCAAUCGAGGUGUCCAUGACUGAUGCGCCCUCGACCGACGCGCCCGCAAAGAAUGCUCGGGAACGAGAUGAGGAUAUGGAUGAGGAACCGGCUGCCAAGCGUCCCAAGACGGAGGCCGCGGAAGAAGACGGCGCUGCUACUGCGACUCCCUCUGGCGAGAAUGCCGGUACUCCUGCACCUGCUAAUGACGGUGGCAUGGCACGCCUUAAUUCUAUAUCAAAGUGGAAGGACACGGCGGUUCACGACAAGAAGAUUUCACCUUUCCAGCGCCGCGAGAUUCGCAAGAUUAUCGGUAGGGUCAAGAAGACCAAGCACGGUGGCCAUUUCCGAGAUUCUGUUCCCAAGCUGUGGCCGGCGCUGGCAGAAUCUUACCUGGCAAGGAUUGACAAGCCCAUGGACCUGUCCGAGGUGGAUCGAGGCCUGCGCGACCCCAAUACAAUCUACGUUACGUUUGGCGACAUGAAGAACGACCUGCGGCUCAUUCUUGAGAAUGCCUUUACCUUCAACGGCCCUCAGCAUGAAGUGACAGAUGCCGCAUUCUACGCAAUCCGAACCGUGUGGCAGGAAGCCGUUACUAUUCCCGAAGAGGAGCCCGCGCGACCCAAGUCUGUGGCCAAGCCAAAGCCCCCCCGUGAGCCUCGCGUCUUGCCCGGCCCCGACACUGCCGUGCGGCGGCAAUCCUCAGGCCCAGCAUCCAGCCCACCGCCCCCCGUACCCGAAUCGAAACCGAAGCCGCAGGCCGCAGAGCCCAGCGUUGAUCGUCGCGGCUCAACCGCCACAGACGGAGAUAGACCAAAACGGACGGUAAGGGCUCCGAAGCCCAAGGAUAUCGAUUAUACCACUAAGCCUUCUCGCAAGAAACUCAAGCCCGAAAUGCAAUUUUGCGACGAGGUCCUGGCGGAGCUCGUCCACCCCAAGAACUCGACGCUCAACAUGUGGUUCCUCGACGCCGUCGAUGCUGAAGGUCUGAACAUCCCCGACUACUACUCCAUCAUCAAGAAGCCCAUGGACCUGGGUAAGGUGUCGCGCAUGAUCAAUGCGGGCGACAUCACUAACGCAAAGGAAUUCGACAAGAACGUGCGGCUCGUCUUCCAAAACUGCUACCAGUUCAACGGCCCCCCGGACCAGGGAAACCCAGUGUCCAUGGUUGCCAAGCAGCUUGAGGACAUGUACCUCCAGCAGAUGAAGGGCAAGGACGCCUGGCUGGCGAGAUACGCCAAGGCCAACGCCCCCGCCGCUUCCGCAUCCAACGCCAGUGACGAUGAUGACGAGGACGACAGCGAAGAGGACGAGGCCCCGCCCCCCAGCGUAGACAACUCCAAGGAAAUCCAGGAGCUCAAGGCGAAACUGGAGGAGGAGAGCAGCAAGCUCAACCGCAUGUUUGCCUCGGGCACCCCCCAGGCGCUGAUUGAUUGCCAAAAGGUCAUUGUCGACACCGUGCAGCAGGCUCUGUACAAGGUGGCACAGAGCCAGAACGACGUCAAGACCAAGCACCAGGACAACAAGUCGACCAAGAAGGCCAGCAAGCCCAGCAAGAGCAAGGCGGCCGGAAGCGUUCCCCAGCGCAAGUCUUCCACCCACGCACCGCCGCCCAAAAAGUCGAGCAGUGCGAAGAAACCGGCUCCCAAAAAGAGCCUGUCUGCGGCCGACAAAGAUCAGAUCGCAAGCGCCAUUAACGACCUUGAGUAUCCCCAUCUGGAUCGUGCCAUCGACAUUAUCAAGCGUGACACUGGCCAGAAUGAGAACAACGAGGGCGAGCUUGAGCUGGACAUUGACCAGCUCAGCAACGAGGCUUUGCUCAAGCUGUGGGAACUCUGUAAAAAAGUGCUCCCUGGAUUCGGUAAAGAUUCAACCGCCGCCGCCAAGUCGCCCGAAGUUAAUAGGGCGGUCCCCGCAAAGCAGACUCCUAAAUCGGCCUCGAAGCCCAAGAAGAAUAAACCAAUGAGCGCCCAAGAGCAAGAGGCUCGCAUCGCGCAGCUGACAGCCAUCCAACAGCUGUACAAGCCCGGCCAAGAGCCUGCCGAUGAGGCGCCCCUUGCCGGCGCGCCGAAUCGCCAUGAUGAGUCCAGCGACGACUCGGAUUCCGAGGAGGAGUAG